Papaver somniferum (opium poppy) is the source of this 1485-nucleotide messenger RNA. RefSeq lists its product as uncharacterized. The transcript is spliced from 4 exons. Lineage: Eukaryota; Viridiplantae; Streptophyta; Magnoliopsida; Ranunculales; Papaveraceae. Bases 1 to 1485 code for a protein of 494 amino acids. The record is from RefSeq and is a predicted model, not a curated record.
AUGGACUUUGCGAAAACUGAGAUAACCAAGGGAGUAACAGCUAUUUUUAACAGAAUGAGAAACGAGACACACGAUGAUGAUGAGCCAAUACUGAGAUUGAAUUCUGAAGAUGAGGAAGAAGCAGAUAUUGAACUAGAUGGCGGAAAAACAGAGGCGAGAAUAUUUAACAAGCAAGAGGCGCCAUUGGAACAGACCCCAUUUAAGGUGUUGCUGGAGCUUGAGGGUGUAGGAGCCGACGAGGGCAGAUUAGGCGUGGAUCUAGUGACCAUCUUAGAUAUCAGCGGUAGCAUGAGGGGUAUCGAGUUAGCAAAACUGAAACUUGCCAUGCAAUUCUUGGUCCAGAAACUAAGUCGAACUGAUCGUUUAUCUGUCGUCACUUUCAAUAGAAAGGCCGAGAAGUUAUGCCCACUGCGCCAGAUAACCGAAAAUUCCCGAACAGAGAUCGCAGAUCAAGUCAAUGAUUUGGUAGCCAAAUCAAGCACAAACACUGAAGCUGGCCUGAAAUUGGCCUUAAAAAUACUGAAUGACCGAACUCGCACCAGAAACCGUAGUGUAGCUAUUAUGCUUAUGUCUGAUGGAAUAGAAGAUUCCGAGAGUCCGGCCAUCACUGUUCCGGUUAGCGAGGUGCCUGUAUACACCUUCGCUUUUGGUAGUGCAUGCGAUCAUGAGGUGCUUAGUGGCAUUGCCAAGAACAGCAAAGGAGGGACGUUCUCACCUGUUCCAGACUUGGAAGAUCUGAGUGUUGCAUUCUCUACGUCUUUGGCUGGGCUUCUUAACGUGUCUAUUGAGGACCUGACUCUGACCGUAGCACCACUGAAUAGUUCACAACUCAAUAAGGUGAAUGCCGGAAAUUACCCACAGACAAGGCAGGCCACCGUAAUGGAGCCUGUAACUGUUACAUUCAGGGUUCUUGGGAAGGAUACAUUGGAUUCUGAUGAGAGACUCAUAAACGUGACCCGCACAGCUAAACCAAAAGACGAAGAAAGACGGGAGGUACUUGCCGAGGAAACGCGUAUUGGAACUGCAAGUUCGAUAAAAGAAGUCAGAAUACUGGCCGACCAAAGAGAGCUGGCUGAGGCUAGGAAAAAAUUGGAAGAUGCCAAUGCAUCACUUUCUGAGAUUGAUGCGGUACUUAAGGCUCAGGUGGAGCACCUCCAUCUACUCAUGGCAUCACAAGAAACUUAUGACAAUCAAGGAAAAGCUUUUGCACUUGCCCUUGAGGCUUCUCAUGAAUCACAACGUUCCACAGCUCUCCCAGCUGGUAUUCCAAGUUUGUACGAUACCCCCCUUAUGGCCGAAUACAAAACACAAGCUAGGAAUUAUGACUUGGAUCCUGAGGGUUAUAAAGUACCCAGACCAGAGGAAGAUAAGAUAACCACUGCACCCCCACCUCCUCCAUCCCUACAGGUGGAUCGUGCUAAGAUUCAGGAGAUCCUUGAUAUGGCCAACCAGCUUGCCAAACUACUAAGAGAUCUGGACUCCUAG